GCAACAUUGUAAAUGUAAUUGUAAUUGUAAUUGCAAGUGAGAGAGAAGGCAAAAGCGGGAACAGAGAAAAACACAGUCUUUUGUUUCUCUUUGCAGUUCCUUCCUCCUUGCACUCUCAGCUUGCAGGGGUUGUUUCCCCCUUCCGUUUGAGAGAAAAAAAAGAGAGAGAAUAGAUUUCAAUUUCAUCAUCUGUAUAUAAAUAGUGGACUUAGUUACUUAGCGUGCGAGAAAUGCAGCAGCACCUGAUGCAGAUGCAGCCCAUCAUGGCAGCCUACUACCCCAACAACGUCACCACUGAUCACAUUCAACAGUAUCUGGAUGAAAACAAGUCCCUGAUUCUGAAGAUUGUUGAAAGCCAGAAUUCUGGCAAGCUGAGCGAGUGUGCCGAGAACCAAUCCAGGCUGCAGAGAAAUCUGAUGUACCUUGCUGCGAUAGCUGAUUCCCAGCCCCAACCACCUCCUAUGCCUGGUCAGUAUCCUCCCUGUGGAAUUAUGCAGCAGGGAGCACACUACAUGCAGGCUCAACAAGCUCAGCAGAUGUCACAACAACAGCUAAUGGCUUCACGCUCCUCCCUCUUAUACUCUCAACAACCCUUCUCAGCUCUUCAACAGCAGCAGGGCUUGCACAGCCAACUUGGCAUGAGCUCCAGCGGAAGUCAAGGCUUUCACAUGAUGCAAAGUGAAGCCACAACUGUAGGGGGCAAUGCAACCAUAGGUUCUGGAGGGUUUCCUGAUUUUGUACGCAUUGGUAACAUUGGCAAGCAAGAUAUUGGAAGCUCUGGUGAAGGCAGAGGAGGAAGCUCCAGUGGCCACUCUGGUGAUGGUGGUGAGACCCUUUAUCUGAAAUCUGCAGCUGAUGGAAACUAAACCAGCCAGGGAGAAUACUGAAGUUUCCUUGGCCUUUAGUGGUUUAUUUAGUUAGGAGAAUUAGGCAGUGGACAUUAAGUAGAGGAAGAAGAAAGGAAAAACUUGCUGCACUUGUUGCUUAUAUAUGUUGUUUGUUUAUCUUGUGCUAAAGGCAAACAAUCUAAUCACUGCCUUAAUGUUUCUGCAGUAGUACUAGUAGUAACAUGAUGCAUGCUUUAUUUUCUGGUGUAAAGCUUUAGUCAUAAAUGUCAAGGUCACAAUAUGACCACUUGUUAUC
Molecule: messenger RNA, 1143 nt
Organism: Vigna umbellata (rice bean)
Lineage: Eukaryota; Viridiplantae; Streptophyta; Magnoliopsida; Fabales; Fabaceae
Product: GRF1-interacting factor 1-like
Source: RefSeq, a predicted model, not a curated record